AUGAUGAUGAUGCCAAUUCAGCCAGAAAUUGAUACAGUUAGUAUCAAGAAGCCAGUUAAAUUCCUUACACACUAUACAAGUGAUGAUAUCUCAAAGAGAAUUAAUGAAGCAGGUGUCCAUGUAAACAUUGUUCAAUACGUUCUUUUUGGUGUACUUGGAAAUGCAUUCAAGAAUACCGAAUUACUUGAUCUCGCUGUUAAGGUUUCUCAAAAGCUCGGCAUUUAUAUUGAUAGAAUGGCAAAAAGAAACAAAACAGCCUUAUUAUGCUGGUUUGCUGAGAAUUGGAUGGCAAUUUAUCCAUACUUAUGCUCACAAAAUAUGAUCCACUCUCAGAAACAUAUCGGUAAUAAUAUUAUUAUUGGCGAUCUGAAGCAAAAUGUUGUUAAGAAAGAAAUUGAUCCAACCAAUGUUUUACAGCUUCUCAACCACCAUUAA
Trichomonas vaginalis G3 is the source of this 435-nucleotide messenger RNA. RefSeq lists its product as uncharacterized. Lineage: Eukaryota; Parabasalia; Trichomonadida; Trichomonadidae. The coding region runs from base 1 to 435 and encodes 144 amino acids. The transcript has a single exon. The record is from RefSeq and is a predicted model, not a curated record.